Molecule: messenger RNA, 7614 nt
Organism: Pelobates fuscus (common spadefoot toad)
Lineage: Eukaryota; Metazoa; Chordata; Amphibia; Anura; Pelobatidae
Product: actin-binding protein WASF3-like
Exons: 9
Coding region: 97-1623 (508 amino acids)
Biological process (GO): actin cytoskeleton organization; positive regulation of Arp2/3 complex-mediated actin nucleation
Cellular component (GO): cytoskeleton; SCAR complex
Molecular function (GO): protein kinase A regulatory subunit binding; Arp2/3 complex binding; actin binding
Source: RefSeq, a predicted model, not a curated record
GUGAAGGGAGAAGCAGAGCAUUAACAGCCUGGGGGCAGAGCGCUUUGCAGACCACACGCACAUCCAUGAACCCCAAAGCUUGGCCCAUCAGAGAACAUGCCUUUGGUUAAGAGGAACAUUGAGCCACGGCACUUGUGCCGAGGAAUUGUGCCGGAUGCAGUCACAAGUGAGCUUGAAUGUGUCACCAACAGUACCCUGGCCGCUAUAAUCAAACAGCUGGGAAGUCUGAGUCGGCAUGCAGAGGACAUAUUUGGAGAGCUGUUUAAUGAAGCCAAUAGUUUCUAUUUGAGGAUGAACUCCCUGCAAGAGAGGGUGGAUUUGCUGGUCAUUAAAGUCACACAGCUGGAUUCUACCGUGGAAGAAGUCUCCUUGCAAGACAUUAACAUGCGGAAGGCAUUUAAAAGCUCCACGGUACAGAAUCAGCAGGUGGUGUCUCGGAAUUCCAUUCCUAAUCCUGUCAUGGAAAUUUACCAGCGAUGUGACAAACCUCCACCACUCAACAUUCUGACACCUUACAGGGACGACAAGAAAGACGGGCUCAGAUUCUACACAGAUCCCUCUUAUUUCUUCAACUUAUGGAAAGAGAAGAUGUUACAGGCCACUGAAGACAAAAGGAAAGAGAAGAGAAGACAAAAGGAACAAAGACAAGUGGAAGAUCCCACUCGAGAGGUGAAGAAAGUGCGGAAAGCACGGAACCGCAGACUGGAAUGGAACAUGAUGGCUUACGAUAAGGAGUUCAGGCCCGAUAACAGGUUCUCACCAUCUCCAUAUCAUGUGACUUCUUCCGAGGGAUCUCUGUCCCCUGAUACUAGGUCCUAUGCAUCUGAUCUUGAUCACUCUUAUCCUGCCAGCCCUAAUCAUCCUGGCCAACAGAUCUUGGGCCCAGCCCCUCACUUAACACCAGAAAAUAAGGAGAUUAUCCUAAUGGCAAGUCAGGCACAGGAGCAUUGCUACCGUACCUCUGCCCCUAGUACACGUCAGAACAGCCUAAACAGAGCUCAGCAGGCUCAUGUACCCCAGCCACCAGAAGCCACCCCAAAUGGACCACGUCCACACGUUCUGAAGGAUUAUGGUGGUCAGCAGAUGCCAGUUACAGAAUACUUUGUGCCCCCUGCUCCCCCACCACCUCCCCCCAUGAUCCCCUCAGCACAAACUGCCUUUGACAGCCCCAUUUCUGCACCCACUCCAGUGGCACCCAAUGUUGCUGCCUCCAUUUCUCUCUCUUCAUAUAUCCCCUCCCCUCCACCAGCACCACCAUGUCCUUAUUCUUUCUCCCCUCCUCAAGCUGGCCCUAUGGGACCCCCUAUGGCCCCUCCUCCCCCUCCCCCUGGUCCCCCAACUAUCACUCCAUCUCCUGCUCAUUCGGCUUCCCCUACUCCUGUCACUGUGGAAACAAGAAAACCUCAAAUUCCACUCAUCCCAAUGAGCGAUGCCAGGAGCGACUUACUGGCCGCAAUCCGCAGAGGUAUCCAGCUCCGGAAAGUCCAAGAGCAGCGUGAGCAAGAGGCUAAGAAGGAGCCAGUUGGAAACGAUGUGGCCACCAUCUUGUCACGCAGGAUUGCUGUGGAAUACAGUGAGUCGGACGAUGACUCGGAACUCGAAGAAAAUGAAUGGUCCGACUAAGGUUUCAGCCAACUAUCAGCACUGUUCUCACCUCUUCUCACACUGUCGAUGAUGGUUAUGCCAACACAACUGCUAAUACCUGUAGCUUGUGCAAGAGUCAGAAAGAAUCCUGAGCUUCACGUAUUGUUUUGUUUUUGUGUGCUAUCACAAUAUGUUGCACAAUGUUUUAAAGAUUACCAUUGACAACAUCAGAGAAAUGCGGAAAAUUGACAAAAUAAUUGCAAGUCGUAGAACAAAAUAACUGAAUUGAAAAAAAAUCUUCAAUUCACUAUUUUUUUCCCAGUAAUAUUUACCUAAACUGUACUUUCACUUUCCACAAUUCCCAUUUAAGUGAAUAAACUCUGUGGUGUGCAAAGAUAAAGUAGUAUGAUUGACGAAGGUGCUGCUGAAGAGUACACUGAAUAUUAUAUAUAUUAAAAUAGCACAGACAUGUAUUUAAAUGAAUCAUAUGCGUACCAUAACAACCUGCAUGAUCAAACAGUUGGAUUGAGAUACAGGUAUCAGGAUGUUAAAAAGAAAUUAAACGUUAACUUGUAAUAGGCUUUUAUGAGAUGAUACCUAAGAAGAUCUUGAUAUAUAUUUGUAAAAGGUAAUUAAUUUGCCUAAUUUAUUUUUAUUGCAAAAGUCAAAAAAUCUAGUUAAAUGAUCAGUGAAUUAUAAAUAUUAUGCCAAAGUUGCUGAAAUGUAUAUAUUCUCCUACUUAUUAUAAAUUCAGAGGCAAAUACACUAUUACAUUUAUAUACCAACUUUUGGUCGUGUGCCAUUUCACAUACCACCCAUUUAUAUCAACACAUUAUUGGCCCAUUUAAUAGUGCUGACCCUACACUCUUGAACCAAUUUUCCACAAAUUUUGAGAUGCACACUUUGCAACUUACCCACCAGAAUAUGUGUAAUACAAUCUAUUUACCCAUUGAGCAGUACAUCUAUUUCUGGCCAAAGGGUUAAGAUAGACAAACAUAAUUUAUACCAUUUGCCCGGUGAUCACUUACUCCUCUGCAAGGAUGUCCGUCAUAAUAAAUGGGCAUCAAUACAUUUGCUUACCUUGUUAUGGUCUAAUGAAUGCAUUAUUGAAUUGACAUGUGGACACCUCAAAAGCUGUAUAGAAGUUAUGGUGUCAUUGCAAAAGCUGUGAGUGCAGACCUUACUUCCAUCUAAAUCCACAAUGCAUUACUUCCUCUUAUGAACAUAGAUUAUCCUCUAAACAUUGCCAAGCUACUCCUUAACACAGGGAUGGUUAUAAAUAAUGCAUACUUCAGGGCUAUCGUAAGUGAAAUCUUCACCAAAGGAAUCUGUUUAACCCCUUAAGGACACAUGACAUGGUCGUUAAGGGGUUAAAGCAGAGGGCUAACGUUGAUUGCUUGUUUACAUUCUUUUUUAAAUGUCCUCUAAACGAGAAAAUGGAGAAACAAAGCCAUUACAGUAUAAUCUAUUUAUUAAAUAUGCUAAAAUAUAUUGGAGAUUAUUCACAGACUUAGUGUAUAGCACGAACAUGGACACAGACAGUUAUCAGUGAAAGUGGCAGGAGAGCUUUUAUCUUAUGCAUCACUGGCCAUUCCUGCGUAUUUAGAUAAGCCUCACUGCUGCUAGUGUCAUACUGAGCCAACCUGCAGGGAUAGACCCUUGGUGCAGUACAAUAAUGAGCUUGAAAGAUACCUUGUAACAUGGUUAAUUCAUACACAUAACUUAGUCCUGGGGUUUAACGCACAUUCACAACACAAAGUGAAUGUAUAAACCGCUACCUUAUCUAUUCUAGUUAAUUUGUUAAUCUCAUAGAUAUUAUUUUUCCAAUCAGCAAUUUGAUAGCUGUUUUUGAGAUUCCCUUGUUAUCAAACCACAUAUUAUUUGGUACAAAUUAUCAACCUUCCUUGGGAAUUACCUUGUGCCCUAAACGUUGGCUUUGCGCCCGAUCGGAGCUGGGCAGCUUAUCCUUGUCAAAGAUUUAAUAUAGUUUAUAUCUAAUUAGAGCUGAGGUGCAUCCCUGCUUAUUGCUGGACUACAACUCUAAUUAUAUAUUUUGAUAUCUUUUAUUUUUGUGCCUUUGUUUGUAAAUAGCUAUGCUUUAAAGCAUUUGCUCCCAAAACCAGUCUUUAUGUUGUCUGCAUUCAGCCUCCCAGUCGGGACAAAGAGCAGUAUGCCGAAGCUGUUGAUAGCACGAUAUGCAUUUAAAGAGAAUGUCAGUGGUAUUUCCCACUUCAGAGGAUUCACUGGCAGACUCCUCCAUCUAAAACAGUUGAGUUUAUAAUUUCAUCCGGUCUCCUAGGAAACAAUAUUUAAGCUCCAACAUCAAAGCUAUCCUCUGCUUUCGCCUUUGCAUCUUGUUGUUGAAUCACACAGAGAAGCUUUAAGUAGUUGGCAUCCUGCAACUUAUUUUUUAUUUUUCUUGUCCCUAUUAGAUUUCUCUUCUACUUUUACGAACAUUAAUUUCUAAAGAGAUGAGGACAUAUUUUUAUUAUCACUUUUUUUUUCCUUAUGACUAUUGAGUGGAUAUUAUUUGAGGGCAUUUAUCUCUUUUGUACCAAGAAAAAUGUAUUUGUAUUUUUAUUUACGCUUAUGGCAUAGUAUAGUAUUUAUUGAAAUCUAACAAUUUAAUUUACCAGGUCCAUUCGCUUCUUAAAUUUUUGUUUUUUAAGUCUCAAUAUAUACGUGACCUGUACAUUUUUUCUAUCGAUGACUCAUCUCUAAGAGAACCCUUUGUUAACAGCCGCCUCUACCUUGACUGUUGAGAUGCUGUUCUCUAAAGCUAUACAUAUUCACCAAUAUUGUGUGUCCCCAUCCUCGCCCCGUCCCAUUUUUGCUUACUAGAAGAUGUAAGAUAGAAAAAUAGAGAGAGAGAUAGAGAACACAUAUAACGUCUGAAAGGUUAGGGUUAAUAUUUAUAUUUUGUUAAAAUGAGAUUUAAAGAGCACAAAGCACGCUGUAUAUAUAUGUAUAGAUAUAAUAUACUCUUUUUUUGUGGCUAAUGUACAGGGUCUGCAGUUUUUUAAAGAUGGAUAUUUAUUAAUGGUUUGGAUCAUUAUAUAAGACUAAUUCUCUAAGAAGCAUGCUGGGACUGUAAUACAAGAUAUGUCAUCCAUUUUGUCUUGAAGAUUCUAUAAUAUUUACUGGCUUAUCAUUUAAAUGGUGCCUGUUUUCAAUUUACAUCUACAUGAUGCAAUUAAAAAGGGCCUUGCUGCUAGGCAUGAAAAAGAGUAAAAUGGACAAUUAAUACAACAUUGGCAACCAUAUUUAAAGUUACCUAAAAACAAAAUGAGCAGCUUAGUUUGACGCCAUGUUUUUAUAUACUGCUUUAAUUUGUACAGGUUCCCAAGCCUAUAUUUAUUUAACUACCCUACAAAUGAGUUACCAUACCCAGAAAAUCUUGGGGAAACUAGCGUUCUCAAAUAUUUUUAGGAGAUACAUAUUGCUGGAUGUUCUAAGGUUCCAUGUUUGGAUCGUUGAUGCUAUGUUAUCAUACAAACAGCACUCCAAACCAAGUCCUUGAUGUGUCAAAGACAACAUGGGUCUCCUGUGUCAUACUUAGCACUAAUAUGUAAAGGAAACUGUUAAAGAAAUCAUAAAAAAUGUGUAGUAGAAGUUCUAAUGGAUUGUUUUGGAAAGUUAGAACCUAUAGACUGAGGCAUUAAUAUCAUCCAAGGGAAAAUGUAGAAACUGGAAGGGCAUUUUUCACCAGUAACAGCUCCACAGGCUAUCCCACCUUAGUUUCAUACAAUGCCACAUACAGACUUGUAACCCCUACAGUGUAUAUUGCACACCACCACAGCUCUAAUAGGUGAUCAACAAUAUAUCUCCCUCUGUACUGGAAUUUGGCUCUGAAGUGCAUGUUGUGACUAAAAUAUAUAAUACAUUUACUAAUUGAAAACCAGAGCAAUCUGAAUGUACCUUUCCUGCUUAAAUACUUUAUUAUUAUUGUUAUUAUUAUAUGUAUUUUGUGAGAUUUUAAAUUAAAAGUUUAAAACCUGGAAUUGUUCAAUCCCCUCCUACCCAUUUUCAUUUAUUGGCCUUAUGAAGCAAAGCUGUGAUGAAAAGGCCUACUAUAUAUAUAAAACACAUACUUUAUACACUGUGAAAUAUUUUUUUUAAUAUAAGACCACGAAUAAUGAAAUCCUUUACACAAAAAAAAUAAUAGUUAGAAUUUUUUUUUUUUUUUAGCUUUUUCAGUCCAGUUAGAUGCUUUGAGACCUAUUGAUAAAAUAUUUUUAAUAUAUACAGAUAGAAUCAUUACAACAUGUUUUAUUGGGGCACUAUCUUGCUUUUCUAUGCUGCAUUCUAUGUGAAGUGCUGAUAAACGAUACAACCUCAAAGCUGCAGGUCUUCUUCCUGUAUCCUUAUUGACUAGUAUACUGUACAUCACAUUUUUGCAAUUAAAUAAACCAAAACAGUUUGGGCUGUACCGUUUAAUAAGCUCUUUUCCACAGAGUGUUCAUUUAAGUAACCCUCUAAAAUCUUAAGAGUAGCUGCUCCAUACCCAGCACUAGUAGUUGGAUUGGUUUAAAAAAUCUGUUUUUUUUGUUUUUUUAAGGGAUAAUUAUUCAAAUAGUGAUACGAACUAUAUUGUCAAAUUUUCUUUUUGGUCUAAUUUUUUAAGUCUCUUUGCAAUUCUUAGCGAAUGAACACUGCUUAGUAAAUAAACCAGUUAAGGAGCCAUUCAACAAUUGUUCCAAAAUAUCUUCUAAGAGCCAUAUUGUCAUUGUGAUGGUCGGGAAUCGUAAACGUGUGGGCUUUCUUAGGUUUGUCAAAGCCAAAUCAUCAAAUGAUUUAGGGAAGAAUACAAAAAUUACACAUUUCAGGGAUUUAUGUCAACCAAUACAACAUUUUAAUUAUGCAUAUGUUGUAGAUGUUCCUCAAUAGAGCCAUGAUGCGGUAGCCUCAUGCUUAUAAACGUUCUGCAUAAAGUAGUCUAAAGAGUGGAACAGAGUUGAUGGGCAAUCAUAGUGAAAAGGUAUUUUGUAAGCCAGCUCUCUCUCUGUUAACAAACCCUCAUCCCCCACCUUGUUCAACCUUAAAAAAAGAGAAUGGAGGAGCAAUGAUAGCUCAUGAAGGGUCCGGAGACCAUUAUAGUUUUAACAUGAACACUGUACCCCUUAUUCCCUUAGUCCCCAACAUGUCUGAUUUGUAAAUGGAAUAGUUAUGCCUCAGUGUAGAGCAGACUUGACCAUCCAUAUAAUUGUAAUUAACUGGAGGGGAUUUAUGGUACUUGUCAAUUAAUCCCCCCACUUUCUUUAAUUUCAGCCUGGACACUAUGUUGGUUGGAUGCAGUAGUGGAGAAGCAACACAUGUACACAAUUUUUUUAGUAUGGCAAAACUUGUUGAAUGACUCCUUGAGUUUUAUCCUCCUUUCCUGUUCCCAGCUCUGCCCUCCUAGUCUACCUUUGACUUGAACCAGUAAGGUGUUCGUGAUGUCCUUAUAAACAGGUGGCCUUUAAUUAGCACUUGCGCAACUGUCCACAAGAAUGCUUGGCUGGUGGACCUGUCUGUGUUGUUAGAAAGAAUCUCUGGAGACUUACAUUGCUGGGGAACUUUGAAGUCUAGAGGUAGAAGACACAGAUCUACAAAAUUUAUGAACCAAUCAAAAGGAGAAGUUUUUUUCGAAGCUUUGUAAAAAAAAAAAAAACAAGUUACCCCAAUGAAUAAAACCAAAAUGGGACUGCACUUUUAACUCCCUCAUUAAUGAAAGGGGUUAACAGAUUCACUAUUUUUAAAUGUGAUCUUGGUGAUAUAGAUAUAUAAAUAUAUAUAUAUGUUGCUGCCCGUAUUUCAAUCUCCUGUAUACAGCUGUAAACUGUAAGUGAAUGCUUUGUUCUCGGUGUAGUGGACUUGUGUGGGUGUACACACUAUCCCAGGAGAUGUAUGGUGACAGUAUAAACACAGCUGCUGUAUUAUUGUCCAUAAGACCACCAUGAAAUGCUGCUUGUUGUUACAUUAUUGUAAAAGAGGAAAGGAUUUAUGUAUUUGUUGAAACAACACAGAGCCAUUGACACGUAUUGCAUGUGU